AUGGCCGAGGGCCUUUGCCCAGAAACUCCUGUUGUGGCGGAGGCCCUUCGAGGCCUCCACCCUGUCCACCCUGCACCAGCCGUGCCACCAGCACAGCUUCAACCACCAGCCCCGGAAGUCAGCGCUGAAGAGGUCGCUCGGGCGCUCCGUGGCUUUGCAUCUAGUGCUGCCCCUGGACCAACUGGGCUCAGAGUGCAGCAUCUCCAUGAGGCCUGCCUACCUGGUGCGAGGGAUGCCUUGCUUCAGCAGCUGGCUGCAGUGGUCGCGCUCCUGGCGCGGGGUCAAGCCUGUGCUGAGGCUGCCCCAGUUCUGGCUGGCGCCGGACUUGUGGCAGUCCCCAAACCAAAAGGCGGUCUGCGGCCCAUCGCCAUAGGCGAGGUUUUGAGACGGUUGACUGGGAAGUGCCUGAUGGCGCAAACAAAAAAUGCGGCGCGGGAGCGCCUGGCUCCGGCCCAAGUGGGUGUAGCGGUGCCGGCCGGGGCCGAGGCCGCCAUUCAUGCCACCAGGGAGUGGAUGGCGCGCCACGACACUGCUGAACGCCGAGUCCUCCUCAAACUUGACUUUGAAAAUGCAUUCAAUACCGUUUCUCGGCAACAAGUCUUGUCCAAGGUGGCGUCGCAGUUCCCAGACCUUGCCCGCUGGGCGACUUGGUGUUACGGCGGCACCACAUGGCUCCGCUUCGGCUCCUACAAGCUGCGCUCUGCAGCCUGCGUGCAACAGGGAGACCCCCUCGGGCCUCUGUUCUUUGCUGUCGCGCUGCAGCCGUUGGCGGAGGAGCUUUCGGCAAUGGGCUUGGAGCUCAGCUUCUUCUACUUGGAUGAUGGCAUCAUUGCAGGCGAGGUUGGGGCGGUUGCAGCCGCACUUGCACACAUCCAACGCCGGGCUCCGGAGCUGAGCCUGCGCCUCAACCUGAGCAAAUGUGAAGUUGUGGCCGUUGGCCGCACUACGCCAGGGGAACUUGCGGCACACCUUCCCGAUGCUAUGCUCCGCCAGGGGGAUUCCAAUAUGGUUCGCCGCAGCUUCGAACUCUUGGGCGCUCCGCUUGGGGAUGAUGCCUUUGUGCGGGGUUGCCUUGCUGGUCUUACUGGGGUGCACCUGGGCGAUGAGCAGUGGGCGCAGGCUUGCCGCGGUGUGGUCUACGUGGGUUUGGGGCUCCGCUCUGCUGUUGAUGAUGCUCCGGCCGCAUAUCUGGCCUCGGUGGGAGGAUCUGCUUCAUGCGCGCUUCGCCUUGAUCCACACUAUCUCGACCGGGCUCUCAGCGCCUCACCUCUGGUGGUCCGCGCUCUGGCUGAGUACAAUGCCUUGCAUGCUGAUCCGCCUCUUGCUGCGGAGGCUGCCCUAACCUCGAAACAACGAGAGCUCACGGCUCGCACUGAGAAGGCUGCCUGGCAAACCCAGCUCCGUCAGGCCACGCCGACUGCCAGGGCAAUCCUCCGCUCAGAAGCUGAGCUUGGGGACCAGGGCCUUCUUGGCCGCCAUACCUACUGGGCCUACGCGCAUGGAGCCAGCCGCCUUCGUGGCGGAAGUCCGCCAGAGACUGGGAGUAGCGGACAGCCCAACAGACACCUAGUGCCCCAGAUGACGUUGCGACACAAUGUUCUGCGUGAUGCCUUGGCUGGGUGGAUGGACAGAGCCGGCAUGCAACCAGAACGAGAGCGCCCAGGCCUCCUUUUGCCGCAACGACCUGAAGACACCCAGAUCGCAACCAGACGCCCAGCUGACAUCUACGUGCCCUCUUUCAUGGGAAGUGCUAUUGCAUUCGACCUGGCCGUCACGGCCCCUCAGCGGCAGCACACCCUUGCGGAGGCAGCCAAGGCCAGCCUCGCGGCAGCCACCACCUACGCGGAUGUCAAAGCUGGGCACCUUGGCAUUGCUGACGCAUGCCGGGCCCAAGGAGUGCGGUUUGUGCCGCUCGUCGCGGAGACGACUGGCGCAUGGGAGCCGACGGCCGCCAGGGCCCUCCUGCACGUGGCGCAGGCCGUUGCUUCUCGUGAAGGUGGGGAAGUGGUAGCCGUGCAUGGCCAGCUACUGCAGCAUCUCUGCGUCCUCGCCCGAGGACACAGGGCCCGCGCGGCCCUCCGCAGGCGCGUUGAGUUGGCGUCUGCAGCGGCCGAAGCCGGCGUGUGA
This is a messenger RNA of Symbiodinium natans, 2127 nucleotides long. NCBI's taxonomy places the organism in Eukaryota, Dinophyceae, Suessiales, Symbiodiniaceae. The record is from the annotation of a GenBank genome assembly.